Coffea arabica (coffee) is the source of this 879-nucleotide messenger RNA. The record is from RefSeq and is a predicted model, not a curated record. Lineage: Eukaryota; Viridiplantae; Streptophyta; Magnoliopsida; Gentianales; Rubiaceae.
AUGGUGAGGAUUAGAGGAGGAUCCGUGAGUGCCGGACGCACCUUCAAGCUUCAUGAUGAGGAGGAUGAAGAUGUUCAAAUUAUCGAACCUUCCAUCAAAUCUCCCAAAAAGAAAACUGAAAAUCGUAAUGAAAAAACAAAGCAAUCUGCAAGGAAAAAGCAGAAUGCGCAAACCAGAAAACCAUCUGUUGAACCAUCCGAUGAGCAGAUAGAGGAGCAUCAAUUUGAAGGGCAUCCAGUAAGUGGUAAUGAAGAGGAACUGGAGCAGCCUACUAAUGCAGAUGUAACCACCAUGAAAUCACUCAAGAAAGAAAAAAAAACUGCCAAAAGAAAGAGUAUUGCUCAACCCAAGAGAAGGCAAACUACUGAUCCUUCUGGGAAACAUGGCAAAAGAAAGCGUCCAGAACAUGAACAACCAGAGACCCAAACUGCUAUUGAAGCUACUCCCCUGCCCAAGUUCAUCAAUAAUGAAGCCAGAGAGAGAAGGUCAACCUCUAUGUAUACUUCAUCCAACCUUGAGGUCAUCUCUCUGCUUGAUGACCUCAAACAAUAUAUCCUGCUUCUUGAAGAUGGUUUGAUGAUGACCAUGACUUCGGAACAACAAGCCACUUUCGUUGCCAAAAAAAAUCUGCUUGUACCUCUCAUUCCUCCAGAAAAUGAAAAUACACACCGAAAGGAAUCUAGAACUGAGUCAACCACUGAGACUACCCCAAAGUACCGUGCCUCCAAUUCUCAACCACAUGACAAGGAAAAAACUCCAGCAACUGAAGAAGAGACUGAAGAGGAUGAUGAUGAUGAGGAUGAGGACAGUGAGGAAGAAGACUCUACCCAGUUUCGCCUAGUUAGAAAAAGAUCUGGAUCCUCUAAGAUCACCAUAUAG